AUGGCACGGUCUGCAUGCUUCGAGAAUAUGGGGUUGAAGAAGGGGCCAUGGACUCCAGAUGAAGACCAGAAGCUCUUAGCUUAUAUUGAAGAACAUGGCUUUGGGAACUGGCGUACCUUGCCUGAGAAAGCUGGUCUUCAAAGAUGUGGGAAGAGCUGUCGACUGAGGUGGAUCAAUUACCUAAGACCUGAUGUCAAGAGGGGAAAGUUCAGUUUACAGGAAGAACAAACCAUCAUUCAACUCCAUGCUUUUCUCGGAAACAGGUGGUCCGCCAUAGCAGCACACUUACCCAAGCGAACGGACAAUGAGAUUAAGAACUACUGGAACACACAUAUUAAGAAAAGGUUUACCAAAAUGGGGAUUGAUCCCACCACCCACAAGCCCAAAUCAAACCUCCUCAGCUCUGUCGGCCGAAACCCUGGAACACUGAGCCACAUGGCUCAGUGGGAGAGGGCUCGGCUCGAAGCAGAAGCCAGGUUCGUCAGAGAAUCAAAAAAACUAAUGUCAAAACCAUCCCCGGAGAAUAAUUAUAAGCGAGGCUUCCAAGAUGGUGUACUGAAAAGUAGCAAAGCGUCAGCUCCAUCGGCUAGAUCACAGUGCCUUGAUGUACUUAAAGCAUGGCAAAGCGUAGCUGCUGGCAUGUUCGCCAUCUCCAAUAACAAUCUCGAGCCUCCACGGUCGACAUUCUUUAACAACUCGAUCCCCAUCGUCAUCGGAUGCGACGAAAGCUCAGCAAACGAGCUUGAUUCAGCAGCAGUUAUUUCAGAUACAUGCAUUGGAGGAAUUGCUCAAGAUGAGUUAAUGUUGGAUGACGACAGAUCAAAUUACCAAAUGCCAAAAUUAAAUGAAAGAUUUGAUAACUCGAUGUCUUUGCAUGAUACAACGUAUCAUUGGACUGCUGCAACAGGAAACAUCCUAGAAGAUUUUUCGGAUAUAUCGGUGCAUGAUUUUGGUUACCCGUUCGAGCAGGGGAUAUCCAUUGAACAAAUAUCAAACAUUUAUUAG
Messenger RNA from Durio zibethinus, 1005 nucleotides. NCBI's taxonomy places the organism in Eukaryota, Viridiplantae, Streptophyta, Magnoliopsida, Malvales, Malvaceae. The record is from RefSeq and is a predicted model, not a curated record.